This is a messenger RNA of Musa acuminata subsp. malaccensis (wild Malaysian banana), 3792 nucleotides long. Its product is annotated as calcium-transporting ATPase 1, endoplasmic reticulum-type. NCBI's taxonomy places the organism in Eukaryota, Viridiplantae, Streptophyta, Magnoliopsida, Zingiberales, Musaceae. Gene Ontology annotation, biological process: intracellular calcium ion homeostasis; calcium ion transmembrane transport. Gene Ontology annotation, molecular function: ATP hydrolysis activity; P-type calcium transporter activity; ATP binding. The record is from RefSeq and is a predicted model, not a curated record. Gene Ontology annotation, cellular component: membrane.
GAGACGGCGUUCUAUUUAGGGCGAGCGAUCGGGAGAUCGCUUCGCCUGAGGGUUUUCUCUUUCGUGUCGAAAGCGAGAAAGGAAGAAGAAGUGAGGGAGGGAUUCGGAAGCGAGAGAACCGCAAGCGAAGAAGUCUUCUUCGUGUUGGGUGACGAAUCCCUGGUGCCCUUUUCCCUCUCUCUCUGUCUCUCUCUCUCUCUCGGCUUCUCUUUGCGGGUCGGUGGGGUCGGACUUUUGAGUCGGUGAGGCAUGAAAUGGCGUUGUCGGGAAGCAUGGAUUUGAGGGUUUUGUAGGAUAGAUUUGGUUUUCGCUGGGAUUGUCGGUUGGGGCGGCGUGGGGAUGGGGAAAGGAGGGCAGGAUGACGGGAAGAAGGGUGUUGAGACGCCGAUCUCGAAUUUUCCCGCCUGGGCGAGGAGUGUCCAGGAGUGCGAGGCCGAAUUCAAGGUUUCGGCUAAGUACGGGCUCCGAUCCGACGAGGUGCUGACGCGGCGGGAGAUUUAUGGGCUGAACGAACUCGAGAAGCACUCUGGGCCAUCGAUCUGGCAUUUGGUUCUUGAGCAGUUCAAGGAUACGCUGGUCCGGAUCCUCCUUGUGGCCGCCGUCGUUUCCUUUGUGCUGGCUUGGUGCGAUGGCGACGAAGGUGGUGAGAUGGGGAUCACUGCCUUUGUCGAACCCUUGGUGAUCUUCCUUAUUCUGAUAGUGAAUGCAAUCGUUGGUGUUUGGCAAGAGAACAACGCCGAGAAAGCACUUGAGGCCCUCAAAGAAAUCCAGUCCGAGCAUGCCACCGUUAGAAGGGACGGUGAGCUAAUUCCAAAUCUGCCUGCUAAGGAGCUUGUGCCAGGUGACAUUGUGGAGCUCAAGGUUGGGGAUAAGGUUCCUGCGGAUCUGAGGAUUUUGCACCUGAUCAGCUCUACUGUGAGGGUAGAACAAGCAUCUCUUACCGGAGAGAAUGCUGCCGUGAAUAAAACCAACCAUGUAGUUGAGUCUGAAGACAUAGAUAUCCAAGGGAAGGAAUGCAUGGUCUUUGCAGGUACUACAGUUGUGAAUGGCAGCUGUGUGUGCUUGGUUACACAGACCGGCAUGAACACUGAAAUUGGUAAGAUACAUUCGCAGAUUCAUGAAGCUUCACAGAGUGAAGAAGAUACGCCACUGAAGAAGAAACUGAAUGAGUUUGGUGAGGUCCUUACAGCUAUCAUCGGUGUGAUUUGUGCUGUUGUUUGGCUUAUCAAUGUGAAGUACUUCUUAACCUGGGAGUAUGUUGAUGGCUGGCCGAGUAAUUUCAAGUUCUCUUUUGAGAAGUGUACUUAUUACUUUGAGAUUGCUGUGGCCUUGGCUGUUGCAGCAAUCCCAGAAGGGUUGCCUGCAGUUAUCACUACUUGCUUGGCAUUGGGUACACGGAAGAUGGCACAAAAGAAUGCAUUGGUCCGGAAGCUACCAAGUGUUGAGACUUUGGGUUGCACAACUGUGAUAUGCUCUGAUAAGACUGGUACAUUAACCACAAACCAGAUGUCUGUCGUAAGGCUUGUUGCAAUGGGGCGCUGGACAGAUACACUUAGAACAUUCAAAGUGGAUGGUACCACAUACAAUCCUCGUGAUGGGAAGAUCCAUGAAUGGCCAUCCAGUGAUAUGGAUGCAAAUCUUCAAAUUAUUGCUAAGAUUGCAGCUGUUUGUAAUGACUCGAGCAUCAGUCAGUCAGGACAUCACUUUGUCACCAGUGGUAUGCCCACGGAGGCAGCCUUGAAGGUCUUGGUUGAGAAAAUGGGUCUUCCUGGCGAUUGUGAUACUUCAUUGGUGGACUCGGAUGACAUAUUAAAGUGCUGUAAAUGGUGGAAUGAAAUGGCUCAGAGGGUUGCUACUCUUGAGUUUGAUCGCAUUCGAAAGUCGAUGGGAGUUAUUGUUAAAUCAAAGUCAGGAACCAACUGUUUACUUGUAAAGGGUGCUGUAGAAAAUUUGUUGGAAAGAAGUUCCUACAUUCAACUGCUUGAUGGAUCUGUAGUCCUGUUAGAUGACAGGUCAAAAAGUCUGAUUCUGGAUGCUCUUCAUGACAUGUCAACAAAUCAAUUGCGCUGUUUGGGAUUUGCUUAUAAGGAUGAUCUAACAGAAUUUGCAACAUAUGAUGGUGAAGACCACCCGGCUCAUAAACUUCUUCUUGAUCCGUCAAAUUAUUCAUCCAUUGAGACUGGUCUCAUAUUUGUUGGACUAGUAGGGCUUAGAGAUCCUCCACGGAAAGAGGUCCACAAAGCAAUUGAAGAUUGUAGAACAGCUGGCAUCCGAGUUAUGGUCAUAACUGGAGAUAACAAGGAAACAGCUGAAGCAAUUUGCCGUGACAUAGGUGUAUUUACACUUGACGAAGAUAUACAUUCAAAGAGCUUCACGGGCAAAGAUUUUAUGUCUAGAUCGUCUAAUGAGAAAAAGUCCCUUUUGAGGCAAAAUGGUGGCCUUCUCUUUUCUAGAGCAGAACCAAGGCAUAAACAAGAGAUUGUGAGAUUGCUGAAAGAGGAUGGCGAGGUAGUUGCAAUGACGGGGGAUGGAGUGAAUGAUGCCCCUGCAUUGAAAAUGGCAGAUAUUGGUAUAGCAAUGGGCAUUGCUGGGACAGAGGUUGCUAAGGAAGCCUCAGACAUGGUGCUAGCAGAUGAUAAUUUUAAUACAAUAGUUGCAGCAGUUGGUGAGGGAAGAUCAAUUUACAACAAUAUGAAAGCUUUCAUAAGGUACAUGAUCUCCUCAAAUAUUGGUGAAGUUGCUUCCAUUUUUCUUACGGCGGCUUUAGGUAUUCCUGAAGGGUUGAUACCAGUUCAACUUUUGUGGGUCAAUCUUGUCACAGAUGGCCCUCCUGCAACUGCUCUUGGAUUCAACCCACCUGACAAUGAUAUUAUGAAGAAGCCACCUCGUAGGAGUGAUGAUUCAUUGAUUACUGCAUGGAUUUUAUUCCGUUAUAUGGUCAUCGGACUUUAUGUGGGGAUUGCCACUGUGGGUAUCUUCAUUAUAUGGUAUACUCAUGGUUCUUUUGCGGGCAUUGACUUGAGUGGUGAUGGCCAUACUCUUGUAACCUAUUCUCAACUCUCUAAUUGGGGAGAAUGCUCCUCAUGGGAGGGCUUCAAGGUCGCACCAUUCACUGCUGGAGCACGGAGUUUCACCUUUGAUGACAAUCCCUGUGACUACUUCCAGACCGGCAAGGUGAAGGCUAUGACCCUUUCGCUGUCUGUCUUGGUGGCGAUUGAGAUGUUCAAUUCACUGAAUGCAUUAUCCGAAGAUGGGAGCCUUCUGAGCAUGCCUCCCUGGGCCAAUCCAUGGCUUCUUUUGGCCAUGUCCAUCUCAUUUGGGCUGCAUUUCUUGAUAUUGUAUGUCCCUUUCCUUGCUCAAGUGUUUGGAAUAGUGCCUCUCAGUUUCAACGAGUGGCUCCUGGUGUUGGUGGUUGCAUUUCCGGUGAUCCUUAUCGACGAGGUCCUCAAGUUUGUUGGACGCUGCACAAAUUCUUCAGGUGCCAAGAGACGCCCCACAAAGCACAAGGAUGAGUAGAUGCUAGCAUAUAAGAUUCAUAUUGUGAAUCAUAUUUGACCAAGGUGGUCGUUCUGAUUCUUUUCUUUCCUCCUUUUAAGUGGGUUGUUUGAGAAUCAGGCAACCAGGGCAACAUUCAAAAUUAGUUUGGCUGGCGGUACUAGUAUUGGAUUUAGAUAUUUACCAUUGAUUCUUAAACACAUCUUUUAUGAAUCUGGAAUUAUACCGGAACCCUUCUGUAGUAGUAAUUAUGAGCUGGAAUUACGAAUCUGGAAUUAUGCUCGUCCGUUUAAUAUA